UUUGCCCGGCCAGCUGCAUUGUGGUCAGACAGCCAGGUAUUUCCUGUGUUCGGCAAGAGGGUUCAAAGUUUAACCCUAAUUUAACUACUGAACAUCAAGGAUAAACCUACAUUUUCAUGAAAACAAUUUUUUUUUCUCGUUGGAGGGCUGGAUGCCGAUUUGUCUUUUCAUGAGAUAAUGCAAAACAAACUCAACGCUUAGAGACGAAUGUUUUAGAAAUAUUUUUCGUUGUAUAGCUUGACAGACUGGGGGCGUCCUAGAGCUCUUGUAGUGUCUUUGUUUACAUGAGAAAAUCAAUGACCUGAUUUUGUUGUGAUUUUUCUCAGAAAAUAUUCAUACUCAGAACAUGUGAAGCCAUAAUACAGUAGUUUGCAAAUGAUUGAAUCAGUCAUUAUUGGAUCAAGUUACUCGUCAUGUAAAAUCAUUUUACAGGCCCAGCUUUUCAACCUCUUUUAUUUGCAAUAUAUGGUUGCCAGGUUGCUUAUCAAACUUGUUGGGACAAAUUAUCACCGACACCCAAUUGCCAGACUUGAUUAUAAGACACUUUGAAAGGGUCCAGUGUGUACCAGCGUGUGGCUGUGGAAGACUAUCUGUGCGACUGAUUGACGGAGGGAAGAGACCAGAACGAUGACUGCCGAGUGGCUUCACCUGCCCCCUCCGUACCCCCCCGGAGUGGGGCCGCUAUGUGGUGCAGAGUUGGAGGCGUGGUAUGAGGACCUGCAGGAUAUACUGGGAUCAGACUCGGGCGGGGCCAAAUUGCCUCGCGCCCCUCCUUGCUCAGAGAAAGAGCCAGAGUUCCUGGACGUUCUGGAGAGCUGCUCCUUGACGUGGCUGACCGACGGAGCUGGAGUGGGGUUUGGAGGGCAGACAUGGGGCUCAGGCGAGGGUGUCCAGAGGGUGACUGUCCUGGAGGAGCCUCCUACCCAUCUGCCUCACCACAACUCCUCCAUGUCCUCCUCUACAUCUUCCUCCAACUCCUCUUGUCUGAGUCCGGCCGAGGAGAAGACAGAGAGGCCGGGGGACGGGGAGAGAGGGAGGGAUGGAGGAGGUUCGGGAGGUGGAGACCUUCUGCCCCCAGAGUUCUUUGAGCUGCUCAGCGAGGGAGGGCUGGGUGUGGAGACAGCUGGGAUGGGGGUUAGCGGUGGCUACCACUACCACCAUCCUCACUCCGACGAAGUCCGACCGCCUGCCUCUCCCUCCGCCAGCGAGGGGGAGGAACACCCCUGCGUCCCAGACUCUGCCUCUUGCUCCUCUUCCACCUCUCCUUCCCCCUCGCUCAACUUUUCACCCCCUUCUUCCCCUGUCUCCUCACCCACCAGCGUUGCGUUCUCCUCGCCCCGGCAAGGCAAGCGCAAAAGGGGCCACUCGCCGUCCUUCCCCUCCUCCGGCUCGCGCUCAUCCUCCUCUUCGUCGUCCGCCAAGAAGAGCAGGAGGGAGAGGGAACAGGAGAAUGAGAGGAAGGUGCAAGAGCUGACCGAUCAGAAUGAGAGGUUGAAAGCGGAGAUUGAUCGUCUUGGUGAGGAGGUGCAGAGGACACGCAAAGCCCUGAUAGAGAGACUAGUCAACACCAGGAAGUGAGGAUAUAAAUAACAGGGGAGAUGUGGAAACUAGGUAGGACAGAAAGCAUAAACAUUUAGAACAGUAGGUCUGCAGCAAAGGGGGAUUACCGGGGUGACCAUAAAAUGCUAUUUCAGACGGACUUAGAAAGACAAAAGAUGCGUGCUUGUUUCGAGAAGGAACUCAAUUGAUAAGUGAUUUAAACCACUACAAGAGAGGAAGAAGGUCGAAAGAAAGCGAUGAAAUAGCAAAGUCGAGGGAAACCAGAGAGCGAUUGAACUGUGGCAACUGCAGUAUUGCGGCAAAUGUAGCAAAUGAGAAAGAUUGUGCAAAUGCCUCUGUUAAGAGGUUGGAGUACUGUAUACAAGUAGGGCUGAAUGUCAGGAAGCAUCUUUGAACUAGAUAAUUACUGUUCACGGUACGCCCACCAGAAGCUGUGCGUGAAUGGGGAAUUCAGCUCAUUCAGACACGUGGGUUCAGUAUGGGUUCAGUAUGAUGUCAGGAGGAUGAUUAGAUAUAUGUAGUUAACAUAUCGAGUCGAUGAAAAAUGAAAAUUUUCAGGAAUGAUUGGAAGCACGUAUCUGAAGACUGUUUGCAGUUAACACCAAUCCCAAGCAUUUUAUGGGUGGCGUUCAUUAAGCGUCAAAUGGAAAGAAACAAGGACUUGCUGGAUUUUCCAGUUUUAAGAGCCUUUUCCGUCAUCGUCGUUAUAAAUGUUUUAUUCCCACUUAUCCGGCCUAGUGAACCUGUCUGUGAAAAAUGUGUAUGAUGAGUUUGAUUCAAUUAAUUCAGUGCAUACCUGUCAAUUCCAAAAUUUGAGAAGCGAUUGGAAGCGUUGAUCAAUGACCAUUUUUAAUCAUCGCCCAUAACAUUGUGGACAUGGACAUUGUGUAGUCCAUUUUCAUUUGGUAUUGAAUGGAAAGAAACUUGUUUUUCUGUUGCUAAACACUGAAAAUAAAAUCACGCUACCUGCCCUACCGACCGCAAAUCGGACUGGGAUUUUUCCACCUCGUUAAUUCAGCGUAAUGAUUUGUAGGAUGUAAGGAUAAGUAGGUUUAUCCGAUUAAUUCAUCAGGGGUCGGUAUAGAUUUCAAAAUUAUAGAAAAUUGCACAAAAUUCUCCCCAGCAAUCAUGACCAACUACUUGACCUCACAAUACAAUAUCACAAUACUAAGGUGCCUUAUGUAUUGUGAUUCUGAAUGUAUUGCAAUUCCAUGUUUCUAAACGUCUCACGAUUGUUGUCUUGCGAUUUCAUGUAAGCAUAUUGCAAUUCUGUUCUGUGUAUUGUGAUUUCUGUUUCCAACAUCCAUUUUUAUCUUGUACAGCCAACUAGAGCAGAAAUAUUGGUAAGAGUCAAAAAUAUACAAUAUAUAUUCUAAAAUAAUAUCACAAUAUGGAACUAUAGAUUUUUUACUCCACAUUACUAAGAUAGUAAUUAAAAAAAUAAAUGAAGGGUUCGACUUCAAAAAGGAAAGAGCAUUUCAUGGUCAUCCCAUUAUGUAUGUGAACCCGGCUCAACCAGACUGAGUUCUGGGCUGUUUCCUGUGAAACACUGCACAAUCAGGUUGGGUCCCAGGCUAUCCCUUAUCUGCCCACCUUUAAAGAUGAAUCCUAAGGAGCUUAACAGAGGCCAAUAGAGAGUAUUUCUUGUGGACCUCAGGAAAGUUUGCCAGUCUGUACUCAGAGUAAGGUGUGAGAAUGAUGAUUGGAAGUUUUUCAAUUUCUACUUUUAUAUAACCCGCUGCAGCCUUAGUGUGUGUGUGUGUGUGUGUUUCCAUAUGCAUAGUUUUACGCAUAGGACUCAGUUCUUUCUGCGCUGAUCUUUUCUAUCAAAUGUAUUGAAUUUUCUGGCAGGAAUAUUUACAAUGUAGAGCUCUACCCUGAUACAUAUAUAUUUUAUAUAAUCCUGUAUUAUACCCAGUUAUACAUUUAUCUAUACAUCAAUGACUGUACCCAUAUUCAUUUGGCAGUUUGUUAAACGUGUAUCAGUUAGUGGCGGAACUAGAGGAAACGUACAUGCAUGUUGAUCAUUUAUUACAUUAAGCAUUGUAUUUGCUUUGUUAGUAACUUAACUAUCGUAAACUCAAAUUUGCAAAUAAAUCAUUAAAACUA
Esox lucius (northern pike) is the source of this 3669-nucleotide messenger RNA. RefSeq names its product DNA-damage-inducible transcript 3 (gene ddit3). Gene Ontology annotation, cellular component: CHOP-ATF3 complex; cytoplasm; CHOP-ATF4 complex. Gene Ontology annotation, biological process: negative regulation of transcription by RNA polymerase II; positive regulation of intrinsic apoptotic signaling pathway; intrinsic apoptotic signaling pathway in response to endoplasmic reticulum stress. Lineage: Eukaryota; Metazoa; Chordata; Actinopteri; Esociformes; Esocidae. The transcript has 4 exons. The coding region runs from base 628 to 1578 and encodes 316 amino acids. The record is from RefSeq and is a predicted model, not a curated record. Gene Ontology annotation, molecular function: RNA polymerase II cis-regulatory region sequence-specific DNA binding; DNA-binding transcription activator activity, RNA polymerase II-specific; protein heterodimerization activity.